Messenger RNA from Gracilinanus agilis (Agile Gracile Mouse Opossum), 1276 nucleotides. It is a transcript of the gene OGFOD2, whose product is annotated as 2-oxoglutarate and iron dependent oxygenase domain containing 2. Gene Ontology annotation, molecular function: oxidoreductase activity, acting on paired donors, with incorporation or reduction of molecular oxygen; iron ion binding; L-ascorbic acid binding. The record is from RefSeq and is a predicted model, not a curated record. The coding region runs from base 17 to 1075 and encodes 352 amino acids. The transcript is spliced from 7 exons. NCBI's taxonomy places the organism in Eukaryota, Metazoa, Chordata, Mammalia, Didelphimorphia, Didelphidae.
CCGGCGGUGGAGAGCGAUGGCGUCGCCCGGGGUCUUGAGGCGGCGCUUCUUUCGCUGCGCCUGCUUCUGCUCCGAGAAUUUCUUCCUACCCCGCUACCAGCUCCACGUGCGCUACCACGGGGAGCAGCAGUUACUCAAAGACUACGGCCCGGCCCUUAAGAGCCUUGGCUGUGUGAGUCCUGAGGACUUUCAGCAGGUGCUGUCCGAGCUUAACAAGGAGGUUCAUCGGAGGAAGCAGCUGGUUCAACAGGCCUCAGAGAGGAAAGCCAUCAUUGCACGCAGCUACCGGCCCCUGCGGCCCCAGGUGUAUGGCUUACAGGAGGCGUUUCUGGCGCCUGAGUUUCUGGCUGCUGUUCAGUACUGUGUGACCCCCGGUGCUGACCUCCCGGGCCUCUUGCGGCACAUCGAGACCUUAUCAGGUGAGAAGAGGAUUUUCCGGCUGCCAGUCUUCACCCAGGAUUUCUGCCAGAUGCUACUGGAGGAGCUGGAGCACUUUGAGCAGUCAGACAUGCCCAAGGGGCGGCCCAACACUAUGAAUAACCAUGGGGUUCUGUUGCACGAGCUGGGUCUGGAUGAGCCCCUGGUGACUCCCCUCCGGGAGCGCUACUUAGAGCCCCUCAGCGCCCUCCUGUACCCCGACUGUGGAGGGGGCCGGCUGGACAGCCACCGCGCCUUUGUGGUCAAGUAUGCCAUGAACGAGGACCUGGACCUGAGCCUCCACCAUGACAAUGCUGAGGUCACCCUCAAUGUCUCACUGGGCAAGGACUUCUCCGAGGGCAGCCUUUACUUUGGGGACUUCCGCCAGGUGCAGGGUGCCAACUUGAAAUACCUGGAGGUGCCACACCUGCGGGGCCAAGGGGUACUGCACCGGGGCGGGCAGUUGCACGGGGCCCUGCCCCUGGAGUCCGGAGAGCGAUGGAACCUCAUUAUCUGGAUGAGAGCCUCCACUAUCCGCAACCAGCUCUGCCCCAUGUGUGGGCGCCCGCCCGAGCUGCUGGAGGACGAGGGCUACGGGGAUGGCUUCACCCGGGAAGAAGGGGAGCCCAGGACCGUGGAUGUCUGCACCCUGACCUGAGCGCUGCCAGGCCGCCAGCGGCAGUGAUACCCCCAUUCUGGGCAGGACCAGGAGCCCAGACGGCCUGUCACGGGGGGCCUUGGGGACACCAACGAUCAGGAAGAUGCCUGGGUCCCCCAAGGAGGCCACCUUAAGGAAGGAGAGCGAGACACUGAUGGCUUGCAGCCCCGAUGGUUGGGACAAUAAAACACGACUGUCUAA